UUAUCCGCAGAAAUACGGAAUUGUUAAAUUGCCUCUCUUUUUGAUUUUGCGUUUCGCGCAGCGUUCAACUCGAAUUUCAGGGGGGGAAGAGAGAUUAGGCCAAAUGGAUUGUUGAGAGGCCAAUGCACAUGGCACAUCCUGCUGUCAACCAUUCAAAGUUUUGUGAGUUGGUCACGGCGGAUAAAAGAUGCUGCCCCACACCUUUGUAUAAAAAAGAGACAGCUUGAAGGUUCCCCCGUCGUGACAAGUUCCAAGCACGAUUCUAUCAUGCCUCGCCUCUCCCUCCUUGUAGUGUCGGUUCUAGCUGCGCUGGCCAAUGGCCAGGAAGCGACCAGCAUUGGACACCUUGGCCUUCCACACAACAUGACACUGGGUCUCAUUUCCUUUCAAAACGACUUUAUCGAGCUGGCUGGGCAUGGGCAGCGAUUCGACCUGCAGUGUGGCACUCUGUUGGGUUCGACGAAUGGCCGGAUGUGGGCCGGGCCCGAAACUCCUUUAGAGAUGAGCAAAAUUGGAACAGGGUCGGUAGAAGUCGACAUUAACGGUAGUCAGUUGUGCUUCCGAACCAACUCUACUCGACCUUGCGUUAUCAAGAGUGUGAACCUUUUCAACGAAACGCACUUUCGGUCACUUGCAGACUUUCCUCGCGGUUCCAUCUUUGAUGACUGUUACGAGAGGGGCAUCAUUACUGUCAAAGAAGGGCACAAGCCUUGUAUCAAUCUCCGCUUUCUGAAUGUAUGUAGUGGGCUAGCGUUAGGGUUCGGCAUGCGUUACCCAGGCAGUGAUUGCACUCAGGCUUUCCAGUGCGUGCCGGAGAGCGGGGAAUAUCUACACAACCAAGAGCUCUAGUUGUAACGUAGCUGCUCUUUUCGUUGUCUGUAAUCUAUGGUAUUUUGUUGCAUACUAUGGGCUAUGAUUCGGGGGAGGAAAUAUGACAAGUCCAGCGCUCUAGUAUGUGCAUGGGAGGGGUACUGAAUCCAAACAUUUCCAGUGCCAAUAUUAAAAUUUCUUUUUUGCCCUGCCCAAUGAUCGGAACCCAAACAUGUUUUGUUUAUUUUGGAAAUGUAAAACCCAUCCUCAAAAACCUGGCAAGAAGUAUGUGGCAACCAGUACGAUCAUGACAAUGCAGAGAUGAUAAAGUAAUGAUGAUGACAAGCAGAGUAAGACAAAAACGACAACGACGACGACGACCUUUAGUUGUUUAACAAGUCAGCAAAAGGUGUGAAAUUUCACACUUCCAACCUGCGCGUUUCGUGCGUUUUGUUUGC
Messenger RNA from Spizellomyces punctatus DAOM BR117, 1268 nucleotides. RefSeq lists its product as uncharacterized. Lineage: Eukaryota; Fungi; Chytridiomycota; Chytridiomycetes; Spizellomycetales; Spizellomycetaceae. The record is from RefSeq and is a predicted model, not a curated record. The transcript is spliced from 2 exons. The coding region runs from base 268 to 849 and encodes 193 amino acids.